UUUCAAGAUCCGUCAGAGAAGGCAAGCACAGUCGUCUUUCUCGUACUCCGUCGGAAGCCCUUAAAAGCUCCACUCUCUCUCUCUCUCUCUCUCUCUCUCUCAAAAAAAAAAAAAAAAAGCACAGCGAUCGCUUCUUUUGAAGGUACAGAAAGAAUGGAUGUAAAACCAACUGUAGCAUUGAGGGCUAUCCUUGUAGGUGGGAUAGCUGCAUUUGCAAAGGUGGCUAGUGUGAUGAAAGCUGCAGGUGGAGCAAAGUUGGGUGUGGCAGCAGCUGCCAUGACCGCUGCAGCAACUGCAGCAGUUUCAGGAACCAAACCGGACUCGAACGAUGCUUCUAAAUAGGCUUGAAGGUGAGUUUUUGAAUUGCAGUUGUCUUGGGUGAGAAGAUGUUGACUGUGGUUUUUCUCCAUAAACCUUGUCAGUGCCCACCAAGUGAAGUUGAGGAUGUAUAAUAGGCUGCCCGCAAUCCCAUUCGCCCAUUUUCCCCCUAAGUUCGGAAACAAUUUGAUAUGGAAACAACUGCAUAGAAAAUAACAGAUCAUUGGCUGUUAGAAAAUGGAAAGGUUUCUCAGUACUCUACAUUUACAUUGAA
Molecule: messenger RNA, 592 nt
Organism: Magnolia sinica
Lineage: Eukaryota; Viridiplantae; Streptophyta; Magnoliopsida; Magnoliales; Magnoliaceae
Exons: 2
Coding region: 154-342 (62 amino acids)
Source: RefSeq, a predicted model, not a curated record